Messenger RNA from Rotaria socialis, 3561 nucleotides. Lineage: Eukaryota; Metazoa; Rotifera; Eurotatoria; Philodinida; Philodinidae. The record is from the annotation of a GenBank genome assembly.
AUGUAUCGAGUUAAUAAUCUUCUUCAAACAUCCUAUUGUGUUCGUUCAACAUUUGCUUCAUGCAAACGUUUAUUAUCAUCGAAAGCUAAUGAUAAAAAACAAGACAAAAAAUAUCAAGUUCGAAAGAUUAAUAAACUUCUUGUUGCAAAUCGUGGUGAAAUUGCAAUUCGUGUAUUUCGUGCUUGUACGGAAAAUAAUAUUCGUACAGUUGCUAUUUAUUCAGCUGAAGACGAAGGACAAUUGCAUCGAAUUAAAGCUGAUGAGUCAUUUAAAAUUGGAAAAGGCUUAGCACCAAUUGCAGCUUAUUUAAAUAUUCCAGAAAUCAUUAAAGUUGCUGUAAAAAAUGAUGUUGAUGCUAUUCAUCCAGGUUAUGGUUUUCUAUCAGAGAAUGGAGAUUUUGCUAAAGCAUGUGUUGAAGCUGGCAUUUCAUUUGUCGGUCCAACGCAUGAUGUUAUUUAUCGAAUGGGUGAUAAGUUAAAUGCACGACAAGCAGCUAUUGAUGCUAAAGUACCAGUCAUUCCUGGUACAACUGAAGCUGUGGCCAAUCUUGAUGGUGUACGCGAAUUUGUCAAAGAACAUGGCUAUCCAAUAAUGUUGAAAGCCGCACGCGGUGGCGGUGGUCGUGGUAUGCGUGUAGCAAGAAGUGAAAGCGAAUUAGAAGAAGCAUUUCAACGUGCUUCAUCGGAAGCUCUAGCAGCUGUUGGUGAUGGACGUUUAUUUGUUGAACGUCUAGUUUCACAAGCAAGACAUAUCGAAGUACAAAUUAUUGGUGAUCAUUUUGGACAAGUUGUACAUUUAUUUGAAAGAGAUUGUUCGGUACAACGACGUCAUCAAAAAGUUAUUGAAGUCGCACCAGCAACUAAUUUAGAUCCAGUUAUUCGAGAUCGUAUGACUGCCGAUGCUGUACGCAUAGCUAAAUAUGUUGGUUAUCAAAAUGCUGGAACAGUUGAAUUUUUACUUGAUAAUCAAGGUCGACAUUAUUUCAUAGAAGUUAAUUGCCGUUUACAAGUAGAACAUACAUGUUCAGAAGAAAUAACAGGCAUUGAUAUUGUACAAUCACAAAUUAAAAUUGCCGAAGGUAAACCAUUAGCUGAUUUGGGUCUUGAACAAGAUAAAAUUAAACUUAUGGGUGCUGCUGUACAAUGUCGAAUGACAACAGAAGAUCCAGCCAAUAAUUUUACACCUGAUGUUGGAAGAAUUGAUGUUUUUCGUUCAGCUGAAGGAUUUGGUAUUCGUAUUGAUAGUGCGUCGGCUUACACUGAUGCUGUUAUCAGUCCAUUUUACGAUUCACUCUUGGUUAAAGUUAUUGCACAUUCACGUAAUCAUCAAGAGGCAUGUGCUAAAAUGGUUCGUGCACUGAAGGAAUUUCGUAUUCGAGGCGUUAAAACAAAUAUUCCUUUUUUACUCAACGUUCUUCAACAUGAACAAUUUCUUCAAGGCUCAUUAACGACGAGUUUCAUAGAUGAAAAUCCAAAUCUAUUUAAAUUUUUACCAACACAAAAUCGUGCACAAAAAUUACUUAACUAUAUAUCAGAAGUAUUAGUUAAUGGGCCAUUAACACCUUUAGGUACAGAUGUAAAACCAAUGAAAAUCAAACCUGAACUUCCACAUGUUAAAAAGAAAGAAAUUCCUAAUGGUUGGCGUCAAGUUUUAUUACAAGCAGGUCCAACAGGUUUUGCUAAGGCUGUUCGUAAACAUCCACAAGCUUUAAUUAUGGAUACAACAAUGCGUGAUGCUCAUCAAAGUUUAUUAGCAACACGUGUACGAACACGCGAUUUAAAAAAAUCAGCGCCAUUUGUUGCUAAAAAUUUCUCAAAAUUCUUUAGUGUAGAAAAUUGGGGAGGUGCUACAUUUGAUGUUGCUCUUCGUUUUCUUCAUGAAUGUCCAUGGGAUCGUUUAAGUGAAUUACGAGAACUUAUGCCUAAUAUUCCAUUUCAAAUGUUAUUACGUGGUGCGAAUGCUGUAGGCUAUUCAAACUAUCCCGAUAAUGUGAUUGAUUCAUUUUGUCAAAUGGCUGUUAAUCAUGGAAUGGAUAUAUUUCGCGUAUUUGAUUCAUUGAACUAUUUACCAAAUAUGAAAGUUGGCAUUGAAGCUGUUGGAAAAGCUAAUGGUGUUAUAUCAGCCGCUGUUUGUUAUACAGGUGAUGUUGCUGAUACAUCACGAACGAAAUAUAAUUUAGAUUAUUAUAUGAAAUAUGUUGAUGAACUUGUUAAAAUGGGUACACAUAUCCUGUCGGUCAAAGAUAUGGCUGGCCUUCUUAAACCACGAGCAACUACAAUGUUAAUUGAUGCUAUUCGACAAAAAUAUCCAGAUUUACCAAUACAUUUACAUACACAUGAUACAGCUGGAACUGGUAUUGCUAACUAUAUAGCUGCACUUGAAGCUGGCGUUGACGUUGUCGAUGUAACUGUUGAUUCAUUGAGUGGUAUGACAUCACAACCAACUAUGGGUGGCCUUGUUGCUGCAUUACAAAAUACAAAAUAUGAUACUGGUAUAAAUUUGGAACGUGUGAAUGAAUAUUCAGCAUUUUGGGAACAAACACGUUUACUCUAUGCUCCAUUUGAAUGUACAACAACGAUGAAAAGUGGUAAUGCUGAUGUUUACAAAAACGAAAUACCCGGUGGACAAUAUACAAAUUUACAAUUUCAAGCAUUUAGUCUUGGUCUUGGUUCACAAUUCGAAAAUGUUAAACAAUCAUACAUCGAAGCAAAUCAACUUUUAGGUGAUAUUAUUAAAGUAACACCGUCAUCAAAAGUUGUUGGCGAUCUUGCACAAUUUAUGGUACAAAAUAAUUUAACAGCUAAAGAUGUACGUGAACGUGGUGAUGAACUUUCAUUUCCAUCAAGUGUUGUAGAAUUUAUGCAAGGUCAACUUGGCCAACCUCAUGGAGGAUUUCCUGAACCACUUCGUACACAAAUAUUGAAAGGAAAGAAAAAAAUCGAUGGCCGCCCAGGUGCCGAUUCAAAACCAUUAGAUUUCGAUAAGAUUGAACAAGAAUUAAGAAAAAAAUUUGGUGAUGAUAUUAUACGCAAAUGUGAUGUUAUGUCAUAUGUUAUGUUUCCAAAAGUACUUGAAGAAUAUAUUGACUUUAAACAACAAUAUGGUCCUGUUGAUCUUUAUCCAACACGAAUAUUCUUUGUUGGACCUGAAUUGAAUGAAAUGAUAGAUAUUGAAAUUGAACAUGGAAAAGUUCUUCAUAUUGUUGUAUUAGCUAUAAGUGAAUUAAUGGUUGCAACAGGUGAACGUGAAGUAUUCUUUCAAGUUAAUGGGCAAUUACGUUCGAUGAAAGUCAAAGACAAAGCAGCUAUUAAAGAUCAAAAAUUUCAUCCAAAAGUUGAUAAGAGUAAAGCGAAUCAAAUCGGUGCACCCAUGCCAGGUCAAGUAUUAGACGUUAAAAUCAAGGAAGGUGAUUCAAUAAAGAAAGGUGACACAGUAGUUGUUCUAAGUGCUAUGAAGAUGGAAACCGUAGUAAAGAGUGCAGUCGAAGGCAAAGUAAAGAAAAUUCAUGUUAGAGUUGGUCAACAAAUACAAGGUGAUGAUUUAGUUGUCGAACUCGAGUAG